Messenger RNA from Hemisphaericaspora subhashii, 1947 nucleotides. RefSeq lists its product as uncharacterized. The transcript is spliced from 2 exons. The record is from RefSeq and is a predicted model, not a curated record. Lineage: Eukaryota; Fungi; Ascomycota; Pichiomycetes; Serinales; Debaryomycetaceae. The coding region runs from base 1 to 1947 and encodes 648 amino acids.
AUGAGAAAACCAUUGAAAAAUUCUACACUAGCCAACAGAUUGACUCUGAAUACACCCAAGAAACACCAAAAUGCUCAGUACCCAAUUCAUCUGAAGGAUAUACUACCACUCUCUCUUUCCGAGAGUCGUUACAGAACAUCUGUCAUCACCGGCACCAGCACCGCCAGCACUUCUUCCAGCAUCAAAAAGAAACCCAGGAAGAAGGAAACACCUUCCAAGGUGAGUGCUGCAGAACAACUUCGUGCUAUUUUUACCAGUAGUCCUCAUAUACUUACUCCACGUACAAGCUUUAUCAUAGAAACUUCAACACCCCAAAAGUUUGGUUCUAGAAGUCACCUUGCUGUUUCAAGAAGUCGUAAAGAAAGACUCACCCCAUAUAUUCCACGAUCACGUAAUCGGAAUAAGCUGCGCAGUGGAAGAGUAACUAAGGAUCCAUACGUUCCUACAUUUGACGACUUUGAGACCUUGAAUAUACCAAUAGCUGAUCAAGAGGUUGUUAAAAAUAUUGAAAAUUCUAUAAACAGGUUAUCUUUGACGAAGUUGGAUGUUGAGAAUGAACCAAUUGAAAUAGGGUUACCAUCUGAGUACACAUUCGAGAACAACAAAGAAACUAUAGCUUCUGAAUCAAUGGAAAAUGGUGAGAGCUUCAAGAAAAUACUAAAAGUCAAAAUAAUCAAAGAGCUAGAAGAACCGAACAUGAAGAAUACAGCGCUUGAAACAAACAACCAACCAGCCACCCAGGGAACAAACAUCAAUUUAUACAUAGAGAGAUCAUAUGCCAAAUCAACAGGACCAGUGAUUCCUACACCGAAACUAAGGCAUUCCUCAGAAAAUCAUUACUUCCCUGAAAGCAAGGAAGCAAUUAUUCAGGAAGAAGUUAAAAAUAGUGAGUCUGUUUUAGCCGCAGAACAAACUUCAACGGUUGCAAAAAAUUCCAACUCGCAACCAAUUCCACCAUUGCAAAAGAUAGAUUCUUCUAAUGAUUUUACUAAUAGUUCUAAGGGGUACUCAAACAAAUCCGUCCUACAGGAAAGCAGCAUAAUUGAAGGCUCCCAGAUGAAUAACGAACCAUCUGCUGACAUGGAAGUAAAUGGUAUUCGGUCAUUGCAGUUUCCUGUCAACGAGGUAUCAGAACGAGUUGACAUGUCUACAGAGACAAUCCAAUAUGUUGGAACGACCGAGGCAGAUCCUAAAUCCGACAAUAGGAUGAGCUGUGGUCCAAUUACAUACGAAACUACACCUGAGCUUAUGACCGAAAGUGAUUACCUUCUCAUUCUUUCCGAAAAGAAUACUAGUUGUGUAGAAAGGUUCCAAGCUAUGACUUUUAAAGACAGAAUCUUGUUUUCAAAUACCCCGAAUCAAACAACAUCUAACCAAAGGAAGAAUGAGAGCCAUAAGUCCCUUUCUGACAGUUCUAUGAACCAAUUAUCAGGGAAGCCCCUACAAGAUAUUUCUACUCCUCCACUUGAUCAAGCGACUGAUUCUCAAAACGUGAUGUCGAGCCAAGAUAUGUUAGAAGACUCAGUUAUACUUGGAAAUGAUGAAGAAUGUACAAGAAUGAGGGAAGAAGAUAAGUCGAUUUAUCAGAAAGAGAGCUCAACUCUUCAUAAGAAUUAUAUAACAGUAAUAACUAACCAACCAAACCAAUCAAUACAAAUUCCAGUUACUCCGAUGCGAAAUCAUUCCAUGUACGAUGAUGUAGGUGUCUCCCACACAGAAAAUUCAGUAUCAGCUGAUAUUAACCUAAAAACAAUUGAUCCAAACAACGAACACAAUAAUAGUUCAUUCGGUGAGCAAGCUCACAAUGCUACUUUCCAAUCCAUUCUAUGGAGUGAAAAGAUUCCAUCGAGAAGAGUAAGUGAUAUUCAAAGAGAAUUAAGAUCGAGGCGGUCCAUCAAGAGACCAUUGUUUAGAAUGCAUGAGCCUUUGAAGAAGGUUCCAUGCUAA